GCAUCUGGUAACACUGAGCCAAUGUUUACGGCGAGGCAUCUGGUAACACUGACUGCGCGUUACUUUCAAGUUUCAACAGUAAACGGUUGGUAGUGUUGCGGCAGUGACGGAUUAACAAGAGUAUGUUGGUGACCCCUGGAACCCCACAGGUCUGUACUGGAUUAGCCAGAAAUGCAUCUGUAAAGGUGUAUGUUCGGACACGUCCAAUGCUGGGAGGAGAAGAACAUCAAGGUGCGACAAAUAUAUUGGCUGUCUCUUCCCAAUAUAAAAAGGUUGUGGUUGAGGAUGGUACUGAGAAAAAGUUCACAUUUGAUGAUGUUUUCGAAGAACAUUGUUCCCAGGAUGAAGUGUAUAUGAGGGCUGUGGAACCUUUGGUGACCAAGGUGGAGGAAAAUGAAAAUGCUACUGUAUUUGCCUAUGGUCAGACAGGAUCAGGAAAAACCUUUACCAUGGGCACAAGCCCUUGCUUUGCACAGGAGGAUGAAGGCAUUUUACAGCGAGCAAUUCACUCCCUUCUUGGUAAGGACAAGAACCCAAGUGCAACUCAAGGUGACCUCACUAAUACUGCACGGAGCCUAACAAUCUCCAUAAUGGAGGUGUAUAAUGAGACUGUGUAUGACCUCUUGGCUCCAUCUAGAAUACCACUGAAGACUAAAGCUGGACCCGGGGGAGCUGUGUCAGUGGUUGGGGUGCAGGAAGAGAUUGUGAACAGUGUUGAAGAAGGUCUUCUACUCUUGAAGAAGGGCAGCCACCUACGUAGUGUUGGAGCCACAGCAGGGAAUCAACAUUCAUCUCGUUCCCAUGCUAUUAUAUAUCUCAUAUUAAAGAAAGGUUAUCAUCAUUCGUGCUUAAAGCUGGUUGAUCUGGCUGGAGCCGAGGGUGUCGGUCGAACACAGAUGUCUGGCCGGCAGUUUACUGAGGGGGUCAACAUUAAUAAAGGUCUCCUGGCACUCAGCAAGGUUUUGGCUGCUCUCAGUAACCCUACAGCUGGUUAUGUUCCUUACAGGGAAUCAGUAUUAACAAGACUCCUCAAAGACUCUUUGGGUGGCAAUAGCCACACAGCAAUGAUUGCUUGUGUCAGCCCUGCCAACUUUAAUGUGCAUGAAACUAUCAAGACUCUACACUAUGCAGAACAAGCUAGAAAUAUCAGAACCAAGCCUCAAAUUUUGUCUACUAUUAAGAGGUUGGGCAUGAAGCGUCGCUGUGAAGAUGUGACGGCCACUCCAGAAGCUUGGAAGAGACGGAUAAUGGCCUCAGGAAAGAAACCAGAGCACAACAGCACAAUUUCCACACCGGGUCACAAGCCACCAAGUAGAGUGUUGGUUUCUUCCCUGAACAGCACCUUUAUUACUCCAUCAAGAAAAAUAAAUGAGAUGGACAAGAGUACUUUGUUGGGUGUUAGUUGUGACAUGCCACCACCCAUGUUCUCCAGCCUCAUUCAGCAGCCCGUCAUUAAUGAGUCUGUGGCUCAUCCCUCUGGCUUCAGUCCUCUCCUUGAGCGAGUGAGCUGUCUUGAGAUGUCAAUGAUGACUCAGUUGGAGAAUAUAGAAGAUCGUUUGUGUAACAAGAUUAUGGCAAAACUUGAACACAAGAAAAAGGGCACAUGUUCAAGAAAGAAGAAAAGACAUUGCAAAUCCAAGAGUUCUACACCAAACAGUGAUGUAGAGAACAAAUUAGAAGUUGACUCCUCAGAUGAUGAUAUCAUGGGCAUUCCCACAGCUGGCAGCCUUUUUGACACACACAAGAUGAAGAGUCUGCUGCAAGAUAUUGUCACCAGUGCUCUAGGAAGUGUAAUUCAUGAUACUAAACCCAUAAGAAGCAUACAGCAUACUGUCUUGCCAUCAAAUUUGCCAGUGAAAACAGCAAUCCCAGAAAUAAGUGCAAACCAAAACCCUAUGAGAGAUAUAAAAAAGAAGUCGAUUUGGACAGCUGAUGAAAGAGCUUUAGAAAACUGUAAGGAGACAACUAUGAACAUGGACUCACAACCCCUAAAGGACUUACCUGUAACAAGUACAGCAUUCGUCGACACUCGAGCUGUAAGAAAAUCCACAAGACUUUCAACAAGACAAAUCAUCCAGAAAGCACUGUUCAAGGACCUCUCACCAGAUGUUAAAUGUAGCUCUAAAUCUACUUCUAUUAUGACUGAGGAAGGGAUAAACACUUCCUUUUCCCACCAAUUUUCUUGGUUGGCUUAUGAUAAACCUACAGUUCUUCAAGAGGAAGGUUCCCCUCUGCUGAGAUCUCCUAAAUUGUCUGUUCAGCCACAGUCAAAAGAGAUAAAUAGAGAAUUUAAAGAAUCUCAUACAAAUGGUGCAAUUUACAGUGGAGACAUCACAAAAUAUGUAGAUGACAUUCAGUCCCAAACAUGCAGUGGAUUUCCAGUGAAGUUGAAUUUUACUUUGCCUUUAAACGGAGGGUUGAAACCAGAGAAAAAUAACCCAAGACGGAAAUCCACAAGGCUCUCAGCUAUUAGAGCAACUCAGCGUAAUUUUGAGAUCUUGCAAGGACAAAGCCCUUACAGUAGCGUGGUCAAGUCUCGACGGCCCUCACUUGCUUCUACAAAGAAGGAUCAAGAAUCAACAAAUGUGACCAUGUGUGUUGUGCCCACAAAUACAACUUUCUCGGCCAAUGACACAACACAGGGGAAAUGGCAGUUAAAGGUGAGCCCCAGACUACAGAAACAACACAAUGAAACCAUUCUCAAAAUCUUAAAUACUGGCAAUUUGAAGAAACUGCAGCAGCUCCCCACAGUUGGACCAAAGACUGCUAUGGUUAUACACAAUUUCAGGUCACUUUAUGGCAAAUUCACUUCAGUUGAGGACCUACAGCAUGUUCCUGCUCUACCAGAGUCUUACUGCAAGCGUUUCAUGAAGGCUAACUUGGUGCAUUGACUGCAGUUGUAAGAAGCAUCACAGCCUUCAGUUGUACCUGACAAGAUUGGACACUGUUGAAGGUCCUGAUUAUUUACAGUAUUCCAUACUUCGUCUUGAUAGUGGAAUGUCUUAUGAGUACAAGAAUUUAUUUGAUGAUACAUUUAGUAAAUUUGUAAGAGGCUUUAUGUAAAGGCUAAAAAAAAGACGCGGUGGCCUCUGCAGUUGUCAGAAAAUGGUACCAAUAAGGGCACCGGGGGGGGUAUGCUAUUUCUUUUCAUUCCUUUUUCCUCAGGAAUGGCCAAAAAUUGCACAUAAUUAGUUUUUACCUUACCUCUCCCUCAAGUUGAUGGUCAUAACUGUAAAAUGCUUGUUUUCUUUAUGGUUUGGGAAUGUUAAGACCAGAUUUGUGUAUUUCUUCCCUUUUUUUGUUUACUUGAGGUUAUCAGAAGUCUUUGUUUCAUUAAAUUGAUUCUAAAUAACCCAUCUUUGGUCUAACAGGAAUCACUUUAUGUUUCUGCUCAACGUUCAUGAAAAGCUUCUUCCGUGUUUUGUCCCAAAAGUCAUUAAAAAAUACUUUUAUGCCCUCUUCAAUUUUAUGGUUGGUUGUGGAUUAGGUUCACUUUUCUGUUCAUAGUGGUACCUUCCUGACUUCUGUAAUAUGAAUACUGUUUUUUUUUUUUUUUUU
This is a messenger RNA of Homarus americanus (American lobster), 3558 nucleotides long. RefSeq names its product kinesin-like protein KIF22. The record is from RefSeq and is a predicted model, not a curated record. The coding region runs from base 123 to 2891 and encodes 922 amino acids. Gene Ontology annotation, biological process: microtubule-based movement; mitotic spindle organization. The transcript has 15 exons. Gene Ontology annotation, molecular function: ATP binding; microtubule motor activity; microtubule binding. Lineage: Eukaryota; Metazoa; Arthropoda; Malacostraca; Decapoda; Nephropidae.